ACUUCACAGCAGAUGAAAGGAUGGAGCUUGAGAGCAUCAAAAUGUACAAGAAAGACCUCCUGGAUGACAUCCAGAAGUUAAAGACGGAGAUAGACAACAUCAUGGCAGAAAUCCUCAGUUUUGAUUUUGCAGAAGAAAGCAAAACCGUUGAGAAGAACAAACAGUUUUGUAAYGGGAAGAAGAAGUUUAACAUGGACCCCAAAAAGGGUAUUAAUUACUUGGUGGAGAACAAACUGCUCAAUGGAAGUGCUCAGUCCAUUGCUGAGUUUCUCUACAAGGAGGAGGGACUCAACAAGACAGCCAUYGGAGAAUUCCUUGGAGAAAGGGACGAGCUCCACCUUCAGACCUUAAAGGCCUUUGUGGAGCUGCACGAGUUCUCCAACCUCAGCCUGGUUCAGGCUCUCAGGCAGUUCCUGUGGAGUUUCCGUCUGCCCGGUGAGGCUCAGAAAAUUGACCGAAUGAUGGAGGCCUUUGCCACGCGAUACUGUGAAUGCAACACUAAUGUCUUCCAGUCCACAG
Molecule: messenger RNA, 519 nt
Organism: Austrofundulus limnaeus
Lineage: Eukaryota; Metazoa; Chordata; Actinopteri; Cyprinodontiformes; Rivulidae
Gene: cyth4b
Product: cytohesin 4b
Biological process (GO): regulation of ARF protein signal transduction
Molecular function (GO): guanyl-nucleotide exchange factor activity
Source: RefSeq, a predicted model, not a curated record